AUGCCCGAGAUUUUCCUUAUGGCUCAUAUUAAAUUUCCUAUUGACUACCCAUACUCACCACCUACCUUCAGAUUCUUGACCAAAAUGUGGCACCCCAACAUUUAUGAGAAUGGAGAUGUAUGCAUUUCAAUUCUUCAUCCACCUGUAGAUGACCCACAGAGCGGAGAACUGCCCUCUGAAAGGUGGAAUCCUACUCAGAAUGUAAGGACUAUCCUGUUAAGUGUAAUCUCACUGCUUAAUGAGCCCAACACCUUCUCCCCAGCCAAUGUGGAUGCUUCAGUUAUGUUCAGGAAAUGGAGGGACAGUAAAGGAAAAGACAAAGAGUAUGCUGAAAUCAUUAGGAAACAGGUUUCAGCCACCAAGGCAGAAGCAGAAAAGGAUGGAGUGAAGGUCCCCACAACCUUGGCGGAAUACUGCAUCAAAACUAAAGUGCCUUCCAAUGACAACAGCUCAGAUUUGCUUUAUGACGACUUGUAUGAUGACGACAUUGAUGAUGAGGACGAGGAGGAAGAAGAUGCCGACUGUUAUGAUGACGAUGAUUCUGGGAAUGAGGAAUCGUGACGCGCUCCUUUGAAGCCCCUGUACUGCCCUGCCAUCUCAGGCCAAAGGGAGGGGAGCAAGUGGGGACCUAGCAGUGGCCCCACAGCAAAAACCUAUUCACAGGGGGUGGGAAAAAGAAACACGACUCCUGCUGGCUCCCCUUAAGGAUCUCAGUUUGCUCCUUUUUAUGGACCUCUUAAUGGAGAAAAAGUAACCCUCCACAGAAUGUCUGAAUACUUGCAUUCUUUACCCCUCCAUCACUGUAUUGAUUCUUUUUUUAAAAAACAAAACAAAACAAAAAAAAAAUUGACCCAAGCUCCCGCCUCACUUCGUCUCUACAAAGUGUUCACAGCAAAACACGUUUGGUUUGUUUUUAGAUUCUUGAAUUAGUCUUUCAUCAAGACGUUUGAUGUAUUUAAAGCUGGAAACCCAUUGGGAGUUCACAAGUGCUGCAUAUACUGGGUAGGAAAAAAAAAAAGCCACAAAACAAAACAAAACUUAGUUAAAAAAAAAAAGUCUGCCAAGGUUUAUUAGCUGCUCAUUCACAGCAUUAGUGUGUAAGCAUUCGUUUAGCCCGUGGUGGCCAGUUUCCUUUCUGCUCCAUUAGCACUGGAGUGCACUGGGAUUCAGGGACUUUGUUAAGCCUGUGGGCCCCAAGCUUGUCUCAGCCUCCCUGACAUCACCUGAACACGGGGGCCUUGGGGCCUCAGCUACUUUGAGAGAAAUCAAUUUGUCUUUGGAAUUAAUUGGGAUCUAAAGCUAAAAAUAAAUAUUCAUACUUUACAUAGAAUUGAGCACUUGGUUGCUAUUUAUUUUAAAGGCAAGGUUGUUCUCUCUUCCCAUUCUCCUCUCCCCCCAACCCGUUUUGCAGGGAGUGGAGGUGUGUGUAUGUGUGUGUUUUGUUUGUAUUUUCAUUGCUGAGAACAAAGAGUUAAAAAUCACCAUGCCGUUUUUGGUUGAUGCUGCUGGGGGAAAAUUGGAACUGCAAGUGACCACUGUCGAGAGAGGAUGCCCCUGUCCUGUGUUCUUCCCAUCACUGACCGGGGUGGUUCUGUAAGUAGCCAGUUGGAAUUGCUAAGUAUUAACCCUAAGUGCGCGUGUUAAGGUUUGGUUUUCAUGGAGCUGCCUUUACCCACAGUGAUGCAUGUGGAUGUGUGAAAGACUAGAAUGACCUGCUUUCGUUCUCACUUGAUGUGACGGACUUCUUCCAUUGUGCUUUGACUGUGGCACGCAGGCAGAUGUGCACGGAGCCCACCCUGGACUGCUGCUUCGGCUCUCCAGGCAGGGCGUCAAGUGCAGGUGGAGACAUCGUCCUGCCACACAGCCCUGCAGCGCCAAUUUCUAGACCUCAAUCUUGUUGCUUCAGUCAAAACUUGAGAUCUAGCAGCUGUUCCCAGCCAGCGACUUCAGAACUUGAGGGUUUUUUAAUUUCUUACGGAGGGUAGAGGAGGCCAUAGAGCAGGAUUAUGUUGGUGGGGAAAACCUCGAGAAGGUAAGAGAAUCACAGAUGUUGGAAGGAAAAUACAACAAGACCAGAUCCCAUGCACUCGUGUCAACAGGUGUUUCCAAUCAUAUAGCUCAGAAAGAACUAAAGGGCUGCACCGGGCAGGGGUGCAAUGGAGGAUUCCAGGAUGUUCACUUGUUCAGCUCCUCCUUCCUUUCUGAUCUCAGGGUUUUCAUUCGCUCUUCAAAUGCUCCGCGUAUUUGCUGACCACUCCCCAGGAACCUUUCUGACCUCCCACGUUCGUCUGAUACUAAGUAGGCAGUUGAACAAGGAAAAGUUCCUGUCGGACAUUGGUGAAUCUGGUCCUGUAAGCUUUAUGUCCAGUCCCUGUGAGGGGCCAGGGCUGUUACUGGCACCCUGGAAUCUAGUGAAUCCAGACAGGUUUUAGGGAACAAAAGUGGUCUGAUUUCAGAAGUAGCUCUUUCCUCCAUAUUUCCUUAGUGCUGUAUCCAGAUAACCGGCAGACCCUCUGCAGUCUCUACCAGUGCCCUGAUCCCACCAACUCCCACCUCAGUGUACAUACACAGCCAGCUGCUCGCUUGUACUCUUGGAGCUCAACGCUAGGCUUGCCUUUUCUCAGGCACCUUGGCGGCAUGGGAGCUUGCUGUGCUGCUCAGUCCUUUCCCGUUAGGUCCUGUUGGCCUCUGUUGUGCAUUGACUCAGGGAGCCAGAGAGCCAGGCCAGAGGUUUUGCCUCACAGCCCUUUGCAUGUUACUGUAGAGGGCCGGUCCACCUCUGAUGAAGAGUACAAUCAGUUCCAGAAAAGACAAGAGCCUGGCAGCAAGUAGACGUUCUGGCAGCCUAGGCUAGUCCAAUCCAAGAGCUGUCCCCGAGCUCAUCACCUGUCGUGGGAAUAACUUUGUCAUUUUCUUUCGGGGAGUCGAGGUCUCAGGUUCAGGCCAGAACCUUGUGGGUAUAGCUGUGCUGAUGCUGGUGGCAUGAACUCAGACUCUGCCUUUUCAGUAGACUGCCUCAGGUUCUAGAAGGAGGCCUCUGGCAGCUUCUCAGUUGUGUGUGUGGAAGCCAGUAGACAAUUGAUUCCAUAGUUGCUCCUCUCAAAGUCACCCUAUCCCACCUCCUUCCAAUUGCUAUCAUUCCAGAGUUCUGUUCUGCUAGCCAAACUCUUUUGUAGUUCUUCCAGUCCCCCUUCCUGGUAAUUACUUGCUGGUUUCUUUUUGUUUGGGACUUAAGAGAUGGAAGUGGGAAAAAUGAGUCCUCCGCUAAAGUUUUAACUUUCCAGCUCCACCUCCCCCCCCAAUCCUAAUAAACAAGGUUUACAUUUACAACUAAAAAGAUUCAGAUGCAAUUUUCAACUGAAACCAGCAAGGACACACCUGACUUUUAAACAGUUUUCUUAGUUGAAACUGUAGAUGUUUUUCUUCAGUAUAAUUUAUGGGAAAGGAUUAUCUGAUGCAUUUUGUGUUGACUUCCCUUUUAGUGCUUAAUUUUGUGUUUUUCCUACCCAUCUGUCUACUAAUAAAAUGUGAAAUAAAAUGUAUCUGUAUUGCUACUUC
Echinops telfairi (small Madagascar hedgehog) is the source of this 3558-nucleotide messenger RNA. It is a transcript of the gene UBE2R2, whose product is annotated as ubiquitin conjugating enzyme E2 R2. NCBI's taxonomy places the organism in Eukaryota, Metazoa, Chordata, Mammalia, Afrosoricida, Tenrecidae. The transcript has 5 exons. Gene Ontology annotation, molecular function: ubiquitin conjugating enzyme activity. The record is from RefSeq and is a predicted model, not a curated record. Bases 1 to 561 code for a protein of 186 amino acids. Gene Ontology annotation, biological process: protein polyubiquitination; ubiquitin-dependent protein catabolic process.